UACAACAUUCUCUCUGUUUUUUGUGUCUUUUUUCCAUGCAGGGUUUUAGUAGGAGCACCGCGAGGUAGUACAUCGGAGUAUCAACCAACUGCGGAGAAUCCUGGGGCGCUCUGGCAGUGUAACUCCAAUACUGACCUGACAGAGUGUACACCUGUUAGUCUCGAAGAUCCAAGGGGGACCACUGCAUCUUCUCUACUCGAACAAGGAAUUGUAGAUUACCCAGACAACGGUUGGAUGGGUGCGUCUCUCACUAGACAAUCAAAUCAGCAAUUAGUCGGAGAAGUCACGGUGUGUGCACAUCGUUUCGGGAAUGACUUUGCGAUCAACGAACCCAACGCCAACCUGUCUGACUAUAAAACAGAUCGCUACUUCCAGGGCCUUUGCUAUAGUCUGGAUGCAAUGCUUGAGGGAACAACGACUAGGUUUAACCCUUGUGCACAGCAUGACGCUUGGAGAGAUGGAAUUGUUGAGAAUGAGACGACACGAUGGCAGGGAUGGUGUCAGUUUGGUGCCAGUGCAACCUACACCGUUGAGACGGACGGUGACCAGACUUUAGUGGCAGGUGCCCCGGGAUCCUACGACUGGACGGGUACAACUUUCAAGGCAACUGGCGAUGGUGCAAACAUGAUAGCCGGUAACCUAAGUACCUUGAAUGCCGACUAUUCAUAUGACGGCUUCUAUCAAUACGUUGGCUACUCGACGUCCGUGGGUUAUUUCCUGUCAGAAACAACCCAACAAAGUGCUUCAGGGGCGCCCAGGGCAGGAGGGCUAGUCGGUAAAGUUUACAUCCAUGAUCUGGAAACAUUUGAAGUCUAUCAGGAGUUGCAGGGAGAGAUGAUGAAUACAUAUUUUGGAGGAGCAGUAGAGGCCCUUGACAUCAAUAAUGACGGCCUGUAUGAUCUCCUGGUCGGUGCUCCACUGUAUUCCACCGAUCAAGAUGAAGGCAGAGUCUACGUCUAUAUGAAUCGUGGUGGUUCCUCACCUCUCCAGCUUCAUCAGAAGAUAGAUGGUACAUCUACCCCGGGGUCAAGGUUCGGCCAGGUCAUUACCACCAUCAACGACAUCAACACUGAUACUUUCCCAGACGUAGCCAUAGGAGCACCGUAUGAGGGAGGAGGAGUGGUGUACAUUUAUCCAGGUACUGAGAGUGGUAUUGAUGAAGCAUACUCCCAGCGGAUUGAUGGAAGAGACACAGACCCUACCGUUUAUUCCUUUGGAAGCUCCAUUUCUGGAGGCCAGGAUUUUGAUAGCAACAACUACCCUGACAUUGCCAUUGGAGCCUAUGCCAACGACUCUGUCUUUCUCUAUAAAACACGACCCCUGCUUGACCUUUUGGUGAACCUGACCGUGACCCCCGACCCCAUGGAUCCUGAAAACCCAUCUUGCGUGGAUUCAAUUGGUAUCUGUCUAAAAAUUGAAGUCUGCUUCAAAUACGAGGGACCUACCCCUGCAGCUUUACCUGCGAACAUUGAGGUCCUAUUCGAUGUGGAAGUCGACAAUGUGAAGACAUCGGCUGGAUUCAAGCCUCGAUUCCUGCUCGAUGACAACGGAACUAGGCCUAUGGUUUCCAAGAUCAGUGCUGUUGAGCGGAUAUAUAGAUACGGCAAUACUUGCUUCAACUACACAGCUUACCUGCAGGAUACAGCGACAGACUUCUUGAGUCCCAUGCCUGUAGACCUGACGUACAUCUUGAUGGACUAUGGAAUAGAACCCCCUCCGCGAGGAGACAUUCCAUAUCGUUUCCCAGGAGGACUUGCUCCAGUUAUGAAGAGCUACCAGUGUGCAGCUAUCACCAAGAACGAAGAUGUCAACUUUGUGCGUGACUGUGGUGCCGACGCUGUCUGUGAAACGGACAUCAGACUCCUUGGCGAAAUCGAAAUUGAAGGGGACCCGACCAAGAUCAUCGUUGGUGGACCGUCCAAACUUUACAUUCAAGCCAGGGUUGAGAACGUCGGCGAAGAGGCGCAUCAAGCUUUCCUGACGAUCAACCACCCAAUUGACAUUAGAUACGAAGCACUUGAAAUCAAUGAGGUGUCUUGCAUUGACGAGAACGGUGAUGACCUAAUAGAAUGUGCCGGGAAGCAGACUCUGGUGACCUGUGAACCUACCCAGAAUGUUGACACCUCCAGCGUUAUAUGUAAUCUUGGUAAUCCCAUGCCGUCCUUCACAGCGAGUACCCUCCGUCUUCGCUUCGACAUUGGGGGUCUGAUCUAUGUCCCUGAUCGAAACAUCAACGUAGAAGUGAUAGCCAGUACGAGCAGCCUGCAGACACCCGAGAGUCUCCCGGACAAUUCCAUGCUAGUGGCAUACAAUUUGGUCGUCGAGGCUGAUGUGGGCAUUUUAGGGUUCGUCGAUCCUGAAAGUGUGUACUACAUCAGUAACAGCUCAAACUACGCAGAUGCUGCCUCAGCACAGCAAUCACUCGAGGCUGCAGUUAACAUGGCGUUCGUUGAUCCAACCUCACCCGACUUCAACGACUCCUUCAUUGGAACCCCAUUUACGCUUUCCUACCAGAUCACCAAUGAGGGUGCUGGUCUGCUUCCAUUCCAAUCUAUCCUAACUCUCAACAUCCCAUGGCGUAUGAUCAACGGAGAUUGGCUUGUCUUCAUCAAGAGCAUCUCAGUAACGGACAGCGAAGGGACUGGAUCCUGCAACAUUGCAGACAUCCUUGAACUCCAGAAUCGAAGGCUGAUGGAGAAAUAUAAGGAAGACUCUCUCAGUUUUCAGCCUGCACCUGAGGAAGACGUAACCCCCAUCUAUGGUCCUGCAGAGGGCACGCAGAAUCUGGGAUGCACCAAGGCCAAGUGUGUAGCAUUGACCUGUUUCAUCAACCCACUUCAAGCCCGUCAUAUCCUGCAGGUCAAAAUAGAAGCCAUUCAGUGGCAAGACACCCUGAUCACGAGGGAGCUUGGCUAUGUGGAGAUUCUGACAGAAGCUCAACUGGUCACUCAGAUGGAUAAUGGAAAUCACGGGCAAGGAGAGGAUGUUUACCCAGACAUGAUACAGCUCCCUAUCAAGAUGUAUACAGACAUGGCAGGUGCUGGCAAAGUGCCUAUCUGGGUUAUCAUACUCAGCAUCCUGGGAGGGCUUCUCCUACUCUUCCUCCUCAUACUGUUAUUAUGGAAGUGUGGCUUCUUCAAAAGAAAGACUCGCAAGGACUGGAUGGAUGAAAUUGAAAAUGCAAAUCCUAUGCCCAUCAAACCUCCCAUGGCUCCUACCGGUGAAUUAGACGGCUCCGAUUUACCAAUGAUGAAAGGACUUGCAGCUAAAGAAUAACAAACCUUUCCACUUUUCUUGUUCUUCCAAAACUAGCAAUAUCAGAAGAUUUUUAGAUGUGUGUUCAGUUCUUUGUAAUGUACAAGCGUAGUAUAGUGUCUGCAUUCUCCAAGGUGUGUUGUUUUCUGGUGCUUUUCUGGUGUUUGAUUGAUAUACAUCUGUGACUUAAUUUGAAUACUGAUACUAUUGCUUAAUUGAAGGGAGAAAGUAUAAUAUGUGUCUCAGUAUCUAACAAAAGGUACAACGCAUGCAGAAAGAUCGAGUGGACCUUCCAAGAAAUGUAUCAACACAUCAUCAACAAAUUUGUAAAUUUAGCCAACUGUGGUUAAAAUCGUUAUUUGCAAUACAUUUGAUAGCAUCUUGGAUGAACCAUUUCAUAAUAAUGAUGAUAAACAUUAUCUUGCUGUAGAAACAAUUGUUUAAAAGUAGAUUGAACUUGCCAUUAGAAACAACAGUAAGACAAGGGCGUUAAAGUACCUGCAUAGAUUUUGUCCUAUUUGUAUCCCUAUUUAUAAAUCUCUAGAAUACCCAUGCCCACGAACCAAUUUUGUUUUGGUAGAGGUGCAUUCUCAUUCCUACUCGACCAUGGAAUGGUUCAAGUCUGUUUUGUACAGCAUUGUCAAUUUGCAUUGGUGGUACCCAAACAGGAAGAGCAGUGGAUGUGCGGGUAUACUUCUGUACUUCUGACCAACAUAAAGGGUAUGUUUGGGUACAAGUGAGAAAAAAACACAGAACAGUUACCGGCUGUAAUAUUUUAUAAAAGUGUUCAAAUAUUUUUCCAUACAUUUACAUGCCAAAUUUUCUUUUUUAACUGUGUAUUAUGGAUUGCAUAUUGCUAGAGUAGCAAUGUUAACUUCUUAUAAACACUCAUUUUUCACUAGUGGGGAAAGAAGAAGAAGGUCUUUAGUACAGUGUGUUAGUAUAUGUUUUCUGUAGAGGUGUUAAAGUAGAUAGUACUGGACUAAAAUACUGUUAUUGUACUUGAGAAAGUUACUUACAGAGACUGUUUAUAACUAAAACUUAGGAGUUCACAAUUAAAACAAAAGCUCACCAAAGAUGUCUUAUGCAAUUAAAUUUAUGCUAGUAUUUUACCAGCUGUCAGUGAUCUUUAUAUUUAACAUGGUAUUUUCAUGCACCUUUUUUAAAAGAUGGUUUUCACAUGUUAUGACUGAAAAAACAUUUAAAUGGUGGCAGCAGUGGGAUAUGUAUCUAUAACAUUAAAGUUUCUGGUGGCUCAAACCAGAAUUUUUUAAACUGGGAUGUUGGUGGCAAAUAUAUUUCUUCUUGUCAAAUGUUUUCUUUUGUUGCUUAACAUCAUUCCUUCUGCGCACAUUCUAAGGUUGCCACCGGUUCAAGGCAAUUUACAUACUGUAUUGGCUAGAGGCAGAAGGGCAAUAACUUGUAUCAUUUUAUACAGACGAGGCGCUUCUCUGGCUCUGACAGACAAUCACUGAUAUGGGUAACAUAACACUUACUAUGACUGUAAAAUGUUGUCUAUGUAGAAAAGAUAUUGGGUCCAAAAAUGUUGGUCCUCAAGGCUCCUUAUUAAUUGAUAUCUAGUAUCUUUUACACGUCGACAGAUUCUGAGAUAUAGCUACUGUUUGGGAUACUGAUCAGAGAUACGUGGCAAGCCCAUACUGUUUAUGUUUUAUUUUCUGCAAUGUCUCCUAAGAACCAGAAGGGCUUUAACUUGACAAUGUAUACCUGUAUUUUGGUGAGGCCUAAAAAAAGAGAAGAUGUUGUAUUGCUCUUUAGGUGCCAAAACAUGGGUCGGUCGGUCAGAAUUUUUUUUUUUUUUAACUUUUUUUUUUAUCUUCCUCUUUGGGAAUGCUUUACUACAUUUUUUUCCUAAAAAACAGUAAAAAAAAAAAAAACUUUUCAAGAUUUUUGGGUCGGUUGCAAAGGGCAAUACAACAUCUUUGGAUGAUAGAUGUCUAAAAAGUAAGACCUUCAUCCGUUGAUUCUGGCAAAGACACAGAGUACAGUGAUCAUCAAUGUGCAGAAUAGACCAAGAUCAACAAUGUUUACAUCCCCAUACCUCUAAAUGUUAGUUAAUGCCGUUCUGGUUCUUACUAGAUGAUUUCAUGACAUGGUGCCAAAUUUGAAGUUUGUAUGUAAUGUAUAUAUAAUCAUGGAUUUCGAAAGUGUAGGGUUUUUUGUUGAAAUAUAUACUUCUGCAACUUUUUUCGGAUGCAGAUUAUUGAAACUAUGUAAGUAGAAAUAUGCUUAAAUGAGAGAAUAAAUAACAAAGUGAAUUUUAUUAUCAGUGAUUUUAAGCAUAACCUACGAUGUACGCAUACAAGGAAUCUAAAUCUCACAAAUUGUACCUGUACUUUGAUUUGAGAUGAAUGUCACUCUGUAGAGCGUAUUACAUGAAUACAUGUACAUGGACAUAUCAACAUCACCAUACUGGUGACUUGAUGUAUGUGAUAUGAAAAUCGAAUAUAUUGCUUCAUAAAUGUCAAGUUUCUUUCGUAAGAGUACAUGCAAAGAUGUAAAUUUUGUUUUAUAAUGGUGAUUUUCUUGAGCAUGUGACGUGGAUAUAAUAUUUUGUACAUAAAGUUGAUGGUUUAUAAGAGAUGAAAAUGUUUAUGCUAUAUAGAUCAAUACUAUGAUAGAAAUUUCUUUGAAAUCCUAUUUAUUUGUCUCGUUUGUUAGAUGUGUACUAUCUUUUAUAUGUGUAUGUGAAUGUAAGUGAUCUGUAAAAUUGAUUGUAAUGGAAGAUUAUUAAAGUGUAGAGGUUUUUAAAAUAUGAUGUGGUAGAUAUAUUUGCAGUUUGAAAAAUUAUUAGAGUGUUGGAACUAAGAUCAAUGACCUCAUCUCCAACAUCACUGCUAGGCUUUAGAUGAAAAAUAUAGCAUUAGUUGUACAAUCACAGCCCAAAAUCGAUUCUUGGAAAAAAUUAUUUCAUGUGAUUAGAUAUAAUUAGCCAAUUCCCCAAUACAAAUAACUCUGGAAAUGUUGUUAGUAUCAUUAUAAUCUAUUACUGUUUAUCCAUCAAACUACGGUAGUCCCUCUAUGUCAUCUGAGGAAUAGAUCUAGUUAAUCAGAGUAUCAAUUUAUUUGUCCCAGUACAAAAGAGAUAUGUGCACAUCAAUUUGUGUUCUUCACUUUAUGACCUUGACAAUAUAUAGUUCGUCUGUAACUUCUUUGCAUACGAGAUGUUAUUUGUAAGAAAUGAAAUUUUGGAAUGAACCUUGCCUAUAUCUUAGUGUGCGAGACUUGUACUCCCAUUAAUGAUACUUCUAUAUAGUAUAUACCAAGUCUGAUGUCAGUGAAUUGUGACCUAGUAAUGCACAUGGAAAAUGACUACCAACUCCACUGAUUUAAGGCAAAAGUUUUUCCUUUUGACCUUUGUCUUUUGUAUUAAAGUACCGGUUUAAUCUCUUUGUAAUGAAAACAAAAACAAUUUUGUUUUCCUUCUGUUUGUUACGUGUACAGUUUGUACUUGUCUUAGCCAUUUAGUUGCAGCCACAAAACAAUUGUGAUACUACAGUAUAGUGAUUUUUUAUAAAUUGCAAUCUUCUCUAUUCCUGGUUUUCCCUGUAAAAUCACUUUUUGAUUAUCACCAUUUCAUCAGCUUUAAUCAAGAAUCAAUUUUCAAAAUUUGCAGACAGAAAAUUGGGCUCCUCCUUAUACUCGCAUAGUACAGCAGAAACAUGUUUUGUUUUGACAUUUUCAUAUGAAAUUAUACCACGCUUUUUAAUCAAGAAAUAUUAUUUUGUGAUUGCUAUUUUGAGACGUAAUUUUAGCUGUUAAGAUAUAAUGGAUGGAUGAUUGUGUCUACAUUGAUGUCAUGAGACAAAAAAAAGUCUAAUAAUCAAGAUUUGUAUGGAGUCAUUUUUUCUGUUUUCAACAACUCUUAUACAAAUAAACUUGCUUUCUUGAUAGAAAAAAAAA
Messenger RNA from Strongylocentrotus purpuratus (purple sea urchin), 7176 nucleotides. RefSeq names its product integrin alpha-PS1. Gene Ontology annotation, cellular component: integrin complex; external side of plasma membrane. The record is from RefSeq and is a predicted model, not a curated record. Bases 235 to 3276 code for a protein of 1013 amino acids. Gene Ontology annotation, molecular function: integrin binding. Gene Ontology annotation, biological process: integrin-mediated signaling pathway; cell-matrix adhesion; cell adhesion mediated by integrin. The transcript has 24 exons. NCBI's taxonomy places the organism in Eukaryota, Metazoa, Echinodermata, Echinoidea, Camarodonta, Strongylocentrotidae.